Messenger RNA from Vigna radiata var. radiata (mung bean), 1044 nucleotides. RefSeq lists its product as uncharacterized. The coding region runs from base 142 to 765 and encodes 207 amino acids. The record is from RefSeq and is a predicted model, not a curated record. The transcript is spliced from 3 exons. NCBI's taxonomy places the organism in Eukaryota, Viridiplantae, Streptophyta, Magnoliopsida, Fabales, Fabaceae.
UCGUGGUCUUCUGAACUUGUCGCCUGGUGCACGCUUCUUGUCCUCUUCCAUUCAUCGCUGCUUACCAACUUUUCGUUUUCUCUAACAUCACUCUCUGAAAGAGACACUUUCACUGUCAAACAAAUUCCAUUCCCAGAGAGAAUGGAGAAAAAGGCUUUGAUAGUGUGCUGCGUCGUUGGCUUCCUCGGAUUGUUGGCGGCUGCAACUAGCUUUGCUGCUGAAGCGACAAGGAUUAAGGCUUCUCAAGUGCAUUUUGUUUCUAUCAAUCAGUGCACGUAUCCUCGAAGUCCUGCCAUGGCUCUUGGUUUAAUUGCAGCUCUGGCUCUUAUGAUAUCUCAAAUAAUCAUAAAUGUUGCAACUGGGUGUGUUUGUUGCAGAAGAAGUUCCCAAAUCCCAGAUUCCAACUGGAAGGUAGCACUGGCCUGCUUUGUUUUGUCCUGGUUCACAUUUGUAAUUGGUUUUCUGCUGUUGCUUACUGGUGCUGCACUGAAUGAUCAACGAGGUGAAGAGAGUGUGUACUUUGGGUACUACUACUGCUAUGUGGUGAAAGCUGGAGUUUUUGCAGGGGGUGCAAUUUUAUCCCUUGCAAGUGCUGCAUUUGGAAUUGUGUAUUACAUUUCUCUAACUGAGAAAAAGAAUGGUAUCCAAUACCCAUAUCCCAACCAAGGGGUCAUAGCCAUGGCACAACCUCAGAUUCCAUCUCAGACUAAUCAAGAUCCAGUCUUUGUGCAUGAAGACACAUACGUUAGACGACAGUUCACAUGAUUCCUAUUACUGCUUUAACCAAAACCCUAAUUCUAAUAUUUAGGGUUUGUAUGUGCAUAUGCUUCACUUUUGAGAGGGAAAUUGUGCUUUUGGCUGUGUUUAUAAUUGGAUUUGUUAGAACUAUUUAGCAGGAGUAGCUUUGGAUAUCAUGUUUAAAGAGACCUACAUUUAUUAUGUAACCUAUAAGUAUCAUCUUCUAACUUCAGAGAAUUAAAGUAUAAACUAAACAAUAUUGUAAUAUUUUACCUAUAUCUUAUAUUUUACUUGCACUUUCCGUAA